UAUAAGACCAAUAAUGGCUACGAUGAUCAGUUCACAAUUCUGCAAACCAUAUUAUCCACACUAGGUAUCUGAACAUUCAUUCAAGCGAGAAUACAAUGAAGAUAAAUCUAUAUUUGAGAGUACUCCUCUUGGCAUUACUGAUCAAAAUUGUAACAGCUAAUGUUAGACUUCAACGUUCACCUCAGCACUACUGUGGUUCUAGAUUGGCAGACAUCAUGAUGGUUGUAUGCAAAAAUAAGUACAAUGGACCAAAUGGACAAAAAAGAAGUCAAAUUAAUUCUGAUGUAUGGGAUUACAAAGACCUAGAAGACUACAAUGCAAUCGACUACCCAUACUUACCUAAGAAAGAAGCAAUGUCUUUUAUGCCCUCACGUUUACUUCGCUCUCUCAAAAGAAGUAUUAUCGAUGAAUGCUGUCACAGGCCCUGCUAUUUAUCUGAGCUAAAAACUUACUGUGGAAGUCCGUAGUGAUUGACUUAGUUAUAAGUGAUAUUAUAGACUCUGAAUAAACUAUUAUUAUAUAAA
Molecule: messenger RNA, 524 nt
Organism: Myzus persicae (green peach aphid)
Lineage: Eukaryota; Metazoa; Arthropoda; Insecta; Hemiptera; Aphididae
Product: bombyxin C-2-like
Exons: 3
Coding region: 96-467 (123 amino acids)
Cellular component (GO): extracellular region
Molecular function (GO): hormone activity
Source: RefSeq, a predicted model, not a curated record